Bacidia gigantensis is the source of this 1002-nucleotide messenger RNA. RefSeq lists its product as uncharacterized. Bases 1 to 1002 code for a protein of 333 amino acids. The record is from RefSeq and is a predicted model, not a curated record. The transcript has a single exon. NCBI's taxonomy places the organism in Eukaryota, Fungi, Ascomycota, Lecanoromycetes, Lecanorales, Ramalinaceae.
AUGCCCGCUGAAAAGCUGGAACAAGAGUCGCGAUUCCUGUUGUUGCCAAUAGAGAUUCGACUUCUCAUAUAUGAAUAUGUACUGGCUCCUGACAGGAAAGAAUAUCUUCAGAAUGUGGGGGACUACCGCGAUCCACCUCUGUUUUUUGUCAACGGUCGGCUUGUCAGGUUUCCAAUCUGUGUCAGUAUGAAUGAUAUCGGCCGUCGGCCGCUGUGGGAUUCUUGGUACAAUGAAUCUCAGGUAUCUUACAAACCUAGGAUCAUAUUGCGUCCUAUGAUCAACCGACAGAUAUACGCUGAAAUACGGCAACUGCUUUAUAAGAAGAAGAUUCUGUUCAGCGAAGGCACCAUCUCUCCUUGCCAAGGCCACGUCCAUGCAGACGAGUUAUCAAGCUUGCUGCCGUCCUCGUUGAAAAGACAAAGUGCCGAAACGCUUCGAUCCAUUACCAAUCUUGGUCUUACUGCAAAAACCGUUGAUCAAGAAUUUUCAGGUUCCUUAACGGCAGCCGCGAAGGAAAGCAUGCUCUGGAUCAGUGAUAACCUACCGAAUCUGCGAUCCGUCCAUGUUUUCUUCUCAACGGCUUUUAGCAAGGUGGAUCAAGCGACGCAUGCACAAUUAGCAAAGGCCCUAGCAUUCUUACCUGGACACCUGAUGAUAGCCCUCCACGGAACAGGGAGAGGUAACCGGCGAAUGCGGAAUUGCAUGAGAGAUUUUCUGAAAUACAAAGGUUGUGAAUUUGUGGAAGGAUGUUUCAUUAAGAUAGUUUCGGAUCAGAGCUGCGAAAGAUAUUUUGAGGGUCUCAACGCACGACGUGCUUCCGUGCCUGCCAAUAGGGACGGGCACAAAUCGCCGGGAAGGAGACACACUACCGAAAGAUCUGUGCCUCGCACCACGGAUUCUCAACAUAUACUGCCUGAAGCAAGCCACGUUGUUACCAGAAUGAUCUAUCGUCUUUGGAAAUGGACACUCCGAUACAUUCGCAAGAUUCUCAAAAAAGUCUGA